AUGCAAAAGACCUUUAAGAUUAUUUUAAAGCUGUUCAAUGAUCAUGUUAAGGGUCUGCAAACGAACAUCGAUGACCUUCGUUGCAUUGCAGAUAAGUUGGACAGUUUUCAUAAGAAAGCCACCAUCGCUAAAAUUACUGGGGGGUCUGUGAGUGUGGCUGGUGGAGUUGUCACCAUUAUUGGGCUGAUCCUGACUCCCUUCACCUUGGGAGCUUCCCUUGUGGUCACAGGAGUGGGACUGGGAGUGGCAAUGGCAGGGGGAGUGACCAACGCUUCAGCUACCAUUUCAGACACUGUGAACAACUCUGUGGAUCGAAAAAAAGUGGAAGAGAUUAUAGAAAGUUUUCAGAAGAAUAUUAAUGUUUUUGAAGAACCUUUGGAAGAUGUCAAAAACUUCACAAACAAAAUAGAACUUUUAAAUACUUGUAAGUUAGAAGAUUUGAUGAACAAAUGGAACAAAGCUCAGUUAGGGGCAAGAGCUGGAAAAAUGUUUACCAGUUUUGCUGACAUUUCCAGGUUAGCAUUAUUAGCAAACUUGUCAGGGGGAGUGGCCAAGGCCAUCAGAGUGGCCGGAGCAGCAACUGGAGUCAUCUCAGGCCUGUUCCUAGGGCUGGAUCUCUUAUUUAUUGUAAAAGACUCCAUUGACCUUCAUAAAGGAGCAAAAAAUGAAUUUGCAGCUAAAAUUCGUCAGGCGGCAGAUGAAAUGCAGUGUGCAUUACAGGAACUAAAUGAAUUCUGCAUUAAGUUGCCGACCAUUCAGAACCCUUGA
Erpetoichthys calabaricus (reedfish) is the source of this 768-nucleotide messenger RNA. Its product is annotated as apolipoprotein L3-like. The transcript has a single exon. Gene Ontology annotation, cellular component: membrane; extracellular region. The record is from RefSeq and is a predicted model, not a curated record. Lineage: Eukaryota; Metazoa; Chordata; Cladistia; Polypteriformes; Polypteridae. Bases 1 to 768 code for a protein of 255 amino acids. Gene Ontology annotation, biological process: lipid transport; lipoprotein metabolic process. Gene Ontology annotation, molecular function: lipid binding.